Molecule: messenger RNA, 1511 nt
Organism: Poeciliopsis prolifica (blackstripe livebearer)
Lineage: Eukaryota; Metazoa; Chordata; Actinopteri; Cyprinodontiformes; Poeciliidae
Product: U8 snoRNA-decapping enzyme
Exons: 5
Coding region: 13-768 (251 amino acids)
Biological process (GO): sno(s)RNA catabolic process; mRNA catabolic process
Cellular component (GO): nucleus
Molecular function (GO): snoRNA binding; phosphodiesterase decapping endonuclease activity
Source: RefSeq, a predicted model, not a curated record
UUCCUCCUUUCCAUGACUUCUGCUAAAUACAGAGGUUUUUCCAGGCUGGUCAGCUGCUGGCAGUCAGGACUUUUGGCCCAGCACAGAAAGAAGGGGAAACAAAUUAAAAAAGAAAUGGCAAGUGGCCAGAUGUCGAGGGAUGAAGCUCUGGAAUGCACUCGCUGCAGGCAUGCAUGCCAUGUGAUGCUCUACUCUGAGACGGCAUCUCAGCUGUUUGACAGGAUUCCCAUCCGGUACAUUGUACUGAUGCAGAUGCGCUUUGAUGGACUGCUGGGCUUCCCUGGUGGUUUCGUUAACCCCUCGGAGGAGACCCUGGAGGAGGGGCUUACCAGGGAAUUACUGGAGGAGUUGGGCGUGGCUGUGCCAGUUUCUAUGGAGGACCACGUGGAGUCUUGUUUUAGCCCUCCUCGUUCAGGCACCUUUCCCUCAUCCUCCCGCCUCAUCCUUCACUUCUACGUGAAGAAGAUAGAAGAGGAGCAGAUUCGGGAGAUAGAGAAAGCAGCCGCCUCAACCGCAGCCGAUCACGGUCUGGAGGUGCUGGGAAUGGUUCGAGUCCCUCUCUACACCACAAAAUCCGGCGGAGGCCUUUCAUGCUUUUUGUCGCACUCUUUCAUUGGCAUUGCUCGCUCCCAGCUGAUGAACUCUCUGCUCCGCCUCCACCUGGUGUCUCCUGGGGACCUCCGGGAAGCUCUCAGGGGCUCCCAGAGGACGCAGGCCGAGUCUGCGCAGAACCUGCAGGAGGUCUUUAAACUGACAGAGCAACCCUAAAGCAUGUCGGCAUGUGCACAUCCUGACAUAAACCCUCAUCUGAGCAGUUUGACCCUGAAACUUGCAGUUGCUCCCACACAAAACACCGAUGACUCAUCAUUGGUUUUCAGUGCGUUAGCUUUUAAGCAACACUUCAUCAUUUCCUUUACCAUUUAUGGAGACAAAUUCAGUAUCUGGUUUUUAAUCUUUCUGUCUUCUCAUUCUUUUGUAACAUAUUCUUGAUUUAACUUUGAACAGGAUUGUUGUUUUUUUUUUAAUGAAGUGCCUUAUAGCAGUACUGCUACUCUUUGGACCUUUCCAGAUUUAGUCAUGUUGCCACCACAGUAUUCAGUGAUCCUGUUGGGAUUUCAUGUGAAAAGGCCAACAGAACAGUAGAAAGGAAUAUGGUUUUCACAGAUUGCUAUGAAUAAAAAUCUAGUGAAACAAAAUGUGUUGAAGAGUCAGUGCUCCAACGAUCCAAUACCAAGUAAAUUCAGGGCUCAUGUCGCCAAUACCAAUACCGAUACCAAUAUUUAUCUCUAUCUAAUCAAACUUCUGACCGUUAGGUUUUUUUUUUUUUUCUUUGAAUAAUUUUGUUCAAGAACAGAAUGUGAAUGUGUGCAUUUUUCCGAAAGUUGAUGUUCCCCUUUACUGAUCUUAUCUAGUUCUCGUAGUGUUAAGUUGCAGCAAAGCAUUGCAUCUCUUUUUCUUUAAUCUAUCACAUGCACAUUUAAGAUUUAGCACCUUGUAUUGACAACUUGACA